AGCUGCCCCGAUACCUCUGGAGAGUGUGCCGUUCUUAAACACAAUUCCAAGAUGCAGAAGGUGCUGGCGUACCUGGCGCUCCUUGCCGCAGUGGUUGCAUUGGCCCAUGGACAAUGCAGCGUCAAUAUCCGGACGAACUUGAACGCCCUAGAGCCGUUGUUCCUGCGCAACAAUCAGAUGUGGGCUCCUAAUGGACCUGCGCUGCAGUGGAACGCUGGCGAGUCGACUUUGAUCGCCUGUCCGGGCAACACCAUCCAGAAUACUGGAACCGUUACGGCCACCAUUCAGUGCGUGUCUGGCACGACGUUCAGCCUCGGAGGAUCGAACGUGGACAUCGCCAACGUGGCCUGUACGGCUCGUUCUACGGGAUCGUUCCAGAACACGGGUCAGAGCUGCGGUGGUGCUGGAACCCUGCUGAACCUCGGUUUCGACGUCCCGAGCGUGGGUUUCGUGACGUACAUUCAAUCAUGCUACAACAUGCAGACUGCUUCCGUCAUCUACACUCGUCACGUAAUCCCUGGAUCUGCCAUUAACCAUAGCAUCCAGGAGUCCUAUCGCCCUUCGUUCAAGACCCAGGGCACAGCUUCCCAUGUACAACCGGCCACUUCUUAUACCACGGCCCAGCAAGGAAUUCGCUUUGCACAGCUGCUAGGAUCCCAGGCUCAGGCAGACCGCUUCAUCACCAGCAGUUCGUACCUGUCCCGGGGUCAUCUUUCUCCCGACGCGGACGGAAUCUUCCGCCCGUGGCAGUGGGCGACCUACUUCUACGUCAAUGUGGCACCUCAGUGGCAGGCCACGAACGCCGGCAACUGGUUGGUGGUCGAAAACGCAGCGCGCACUGUAUCGGGUCGUCUGGAUGAGGACGUACUGAUCUUCAAUGGUGCCCACGGUAUCUUGACUCUGCCGCACGUGAAUGGUCAGCAGAUCCCGAUCACGCUGGAAGCGGGUGGUAUCGAGACGCCCAAGUGGUACUGGAAGAUCAUCAAGUCGCCGCGUACGAAUGCCGCCAUUGCGCUCGUCAACAACAACGAUCCGUUCCGGACGAGCAUGCCGGCGGGUGAGCUGUUGUGCCAGGAUGUGUGCUCGCAGUAUGGCUGGGCGAAUGCGAAUUACGGCAAUUUUGCACGUGGCUACACCUACUGCUGCACGGUGGCGGAUCUGCGCCGUGCCAUUCCCAGCAUUCCCGCCGAAGCUGACGCGGCUAACGUGUUGCGCUACUAA
This is a messenger RNA of Anopheles nili, 1221 nucleotides long. RefSeq lists its product as uncharacterized. Gene Ontology annotation, molecular function: single-stranded DNA endonuclease activity; metal ion binding; nucleic acid binding. The transcript has 4 exons. Bases 52 to 1221 code for a protein of 389 amino acids. NCBI's taxonomy places the organism in Eukaryota, Metazoa, Arthropoda, Insecta, Diptera, Culicidae. Gene Ontology annotation, biological process: apoptotic DNA fragmentation. The record is from RefSeq and is a predicted model, not a curated record. Gene Ontology annotation, cellular component: mitochondrial inner membrane; nucleus.